This is a messenger RNA of Salvia splendens (bonfire salvia), 2070 nucleotides long. RefSeq names its product protein CIP2A homolog. Lineage: Eukaryota; Viridiplantae; Streptophyta; Magnoliopsida; Lamiales; Lamiaceae. The record is from RefSeq and is a predicted model, not a curated record. Bases 946 to 1623 code for a protein of 225 amino acids. The transcript is spliced from 2 exons.
ACAUUUUCAUCAAAUCCACCUUUUUCUUCCUUCAAUUCCUCUGCUUUUUCAUCAACACCACCAAAGCAGAGGAAUAAAGGAACAUAAUAUUCAUUCAUUCUGCAGUUUUCUGCUCUUAUUCUUGCAUAAAUCUUCCUUCGAGGAUGAGAAAUUUGGUGAUUAAAACGCGGGAACUCUUGCCGGUGUCUCCUCUGCCCGGAAACUCCCCUCGGGCGGAUGUAGGAGAGAUCGAUACGAGGGCGCUCUUCCAGUCCGUCAGGGACACCGUGUCUCUGUUCGGCGAUGUCGUCUCUCCCAGAGGCAAGACGGCCGUGGCCAAGAAGAAGGCGGCGGCGGCGGAUGAGGUAAUUCCAUUUUCAAAACGCGAAAAAUGUAUUUCUUUGUUCCAACAAAAAUAGUUUCAUUGGUGGACAAUACGAGUUUUAAUAUAAAAUUUGUAAAGCCAGAGAAAGAUAGAGAAACUUUUCAUUUUUGGCAUAGGAUUUUGGUGGACAGACUGAAACGGAAACAUGACAUUAUUUCUGAACGAAAAAUGCGAUGUGAGUUCGCACGCGCUCUAAUUUGCGCGGUGCAAAUGCAGGAAUUGCUCGAAGCAGAGGCGCAGCAUGGCCUGAUGGUGAAGGCGCGUCUAAGCUACACGCAACAGUUGCGAACCACCGAGGCAGCGAAAGCACAAGCUCAGCGCGAGCUGCAGAUGGCCGAGAAGACGCUUGAGCAGCUCAACCACAAGCUCCAAACGCUCACGGAUUCCAAGGAAGCGUCCAUUGCAGCUACCGAGGCUGCCAAAGCCCGAGCAGUGGAGCUGGAGGAGGAGCGUGCGCAGCUGGGCGACGAGACGUGGGAGUCCGCCCUCGACAACGAGCGGGAGCUUUUCAAAUCCACCGCAGCAGAACUCACGGCGUUUUGAGACGGGAUUACGAUGCCGUCGCGGUGGAGAGUCUCGCGAUGAUCCAGAAAGCAGAAGAAGCCCAAGACGAGCUUCAGAAGAAGAGCCAGCUUAUGAAGGAAGUCGAACAACUUCAGGAGAUGUUCGAUCAGGUGAAGCAGGCCUCGCUCAAGGCCGAAGAGGAGUACACGAAGCUCAUCGCGGAGAAGGAAGAGUUGUUGCACGGUCAUAAACUAAACAAGGAGCGGAUCGAGAAAGAGAUCAAGCUCUUGGAAGAACACGUGCCUACCGAAACUCUCCAGGCGAAGCUCGACGAGACAAUGGAGGCGAUCAGAGUUCUGCAAGAACAGCAGAACGACAUACAGUCCAAGGCUCUAUACACCAUCCGGCAGAUGACCACAGAGCUCGAGAGCGCCAAAAUGGCGCUGGAAGAAGCCGUGGCAGAAGAAAACUCGCUCCAUGCUUCUAAUGAUUCAACUGCAAAGCAACUGGAGGAUGUGAGGAGAGAGCAGAAUCGGAAGCAGAAGGCAGUGUCGGAAGCAGAAUCGACCACUGAGCAAAUGCAGAGCGAUCUAGAGAAGAGAGAGGCUGCGCUCGAGAAAGCUAAGGCAGGAUGUGGUUUCAUUAUGCAAUCUUGUGUGGAGAAGCUUCUUGAAGAGGCCGAAAUAGCAGACAUGAAGCAGAAAACAGUAAGAAGAGCGCUGAGUUACUACGCGAAGAGGCCAAAGCAGCAGUAGUUGAAAGAAGCUGAAGAAGCCAAAGGUGUAGAGAGGCUAGCAGAGGAACAAAUCUAUUGCUAUCAGGGUCACGCCGAUGCAGAAUCAAAUAGUUCAGGAUCGACUGGGAGGAUCAAAUUGACAGUCGAGGAGUUCGACUCUGUGAACGAGAAGAUCAACAAAAGCACAUGCAAUGCUGAUCAAGAGGUGGCCAAUGCCAUUGCCCAGAUAGAGGCUAUAAAUGCAAGACAGAAAAUUCAGAGAAACUGGAGGCAUUGUUGAAGGAGAACGAGGCCUUACAGUCGUAAAUCAAGGAGGCUCUCAAGGAAGCAGAAAUGGCAGAGGCUGCCCGGAGGUUAGUUGAGACCGAACUCCAGAAAUGGCGUCAAAACGAACACAGUGGAGCUGCAAAAGCCGAAUAGUGAUCAGUACAUAGGUUUUUGGACAUGAGGGUAUAUAUUCAGGAAA